Messenger RNA from Wasmannia auropunctata (little fire ant), 1128 nucleotides. RefSeq lists its product as uncharacterized. The transcript has 3 exons. Gene Ontology annotation, molecular function: lipid carrier activity. Lineage: Eukaryota; Metazoa; Arthropoda; Insecta; Hymenoptera; Formicidae. Gene Ontology annotation, biological process: lipid transport. The record is from RefSeq and is a predicted model, not a curated record. The coding region runs from base 88 to 969 and encodes 293 amino acids.
AGCACGUUCUGAUAUAAAGGAGCGUGCGAGUGUAAGAAGAGUAGUAUCAACGUACGUGUAGCGUGUAGCGAGGCUCAUUGUCACGAGAUGAACGCCAUCCUGAUCCCGUACUUCCUAGCGGCCUACGUAGCCGUCAAUGACACGUCGGAAUGGACAUUCGGGCCAGAGUACGCAUACGACAUGAAUAUCACUUAUAUAAUGAAACCAGACCCCCAUCAACCUAUCCACAAGCUGCAACUGAUCUCUACGAUAAAAUGUCGUCCCAAAACGCCGGACAAUCUAUUUUGCCAUUUGUACAAUUUAACGGAAUCGGAAUUAUUUGAAAAUCACAACAUGACGCGAGAAGCACAAACGGAACAAAUGUUUGAGAUUAAAUUUAAUGAGCACGGUGUGGAAGGUUUGGUGAUCGAGCCACCGUCUCGCAUGGAAGUCGUCAACGUCCUCCGAAAGAUCGCCACUCAGUUUAAUGUGGUUGUCGAUCGGCGCAAAAUUGGCAUGUCACAGUUUAUGGCCAGGGAGAACUCGACAAUGGGCGAUUGCGCGGCCGUGUACAGAAUCACGCGUGAAGAACCCGAGACGGAUACGAGCGAGAAAAUAGAUAACGAUUUUCGGCUCGUGAUAUUGCCACUGGCCGACGCGAAACCUGAAACGACUCUCUUGAUUCAGAAAUCUCGGAUGGGAUGUAUUAAUCCACCGCGAUACGUCGAUUUUUCAAGGGGAAUCUUAGAAAUGAGGAGAUUCGUCAGCAAAAUACAGAUCAAUUCAGACAAAUUCGAAACCUUCACCGAAUUCGAUGGAAAAGUAAGAUUUUCGACUGAAUCCGAGAUUAGGAUAUUAUCGUUUAAAGAAAUAAUACAGAUUAAUCUAAACAGCAUUGAACCUGCACAAAAUCAACUUCCUUCCCUUUACUACGGCGAACUGAUCGAUUUAAAUACUAAUAAUGAUAUUCCAAGCAAUUUCAUAAAUUAAAGCGACAAUAUAUCUCUACGCUCCGAUAAUACAUGCAGAUGACGUUACACUGUAGCCAAGUUAUACACAAUUUGCAGGUAUUAAAAUAUCUAAUCAAAUUAAAACUAUCAAACUGUAAACAAAGUUGAAUAAACAGUACUUGUAAAAUGCUUGUAAAAA